This is a messenger RNA of Lindgomyces ingoldianus, 1320 nucleotides long. RefSeq lists its product as uncharacterized. The transcript has 14 exons. The record is from RefSeq and is a predicted model, not a curated record. NCBI's taxonomy places the organism in Eukaryota, Fungi, Ascomycota, Dothideomycetes, Pleosporales, Lindgomycetaceae. Bases 1 to 1320 code for a protein of 439 amino acids.
AUGUGGACGCCCCAGUCUCUAGGUUUCUGGCUACAAAUCCAGCAGAUGGACGUAGACCGACAAUAUGCACUCAGCCGACAUUAUUUGGCUGUGAAUAAGGCGAAAUAUGCCACGGCUUGCGAAUUCGAUACGGUAACAUUCCUUUUUCCUGGCCUCCUAUGGCCAAGAAAACCCCACCAUUUUGACUAUUCUGAGCCUUAUCCGUACGAUCUGGAACCCAACCGCUCGUUUUUAUAUGGCGUGCUGGAAGGACAAGAUAUUGAGUCCCCUACUUGGGCCACCAAGCGAGAGGCUUCCGGAAGCGUCGCUCCGUGUACGGCGCAGGCCGAGCGAAAGUACUGCUGUGGAGGUUUCGAAAGUCGAUACUCUUCCAUGACACUGUCGAAGCUUGAACUUCGGAAACCAGAAAGUGAAUCGGACAAUAGCUCAAGCAACGGUGUUCACCUCUCAACCACCUACCUUGGUUUGGUUUGGGCUACUGGGGGGUACGUGAAUUUCCCACUUACGCAAUCUUGCCAUGGCAUUGCGAUAUCGUGCUUAGCCGGUUGGCGUUCUCGGUACCGGCCUGGGCACCAUGGAACGACGGAAGAGCUUGCUUUUCUAAAUAGCGAGGAGGCGUUUCCACGCGUCGCUGAAUGGCUGGCAGGGAACACAAUCAAUUUUUAUUGGGCACGUCGUCGUGUCUUCCCGGAUGCUUGGUUCUGUGGUGUUCUUAGUCGCGAUGCUUGUUUCGAGGUCCAAUGGGUCAUGUUCGUGUCAAAUGGCCGAAAGAGCGCGAGGGAUUUAUGCGCAUCUAGAAAGCAAGUAAAAGCUAGCGGAGGAACAUUGACGCUACUCCUCGGCCUGAGCUUUGGGUGCAGGGCGGCUUUUGAGCUGUCGAGCAUUCAACACUUGUGGCGAUUGUCCUCAUGUUCACUUACCCUUUCAGCUACAUGGAACGUGAUUCGUGCUAUGGUUGAACAUGAGGAACCCGAUGACAUGUUCCUCUCGCGUGACCAUCGCCACGGUUUACGAAGCUUAUGGGUUAUGGGAUCAUUGCGUUACCAGGUAGUUGGAGAAAGGAGGUGCAUGCCGAGCUCAUGGUGGGACACCUACAACGAUUUGUGUGUUCUAAUGAUAGGGUUGAUGAGAACUGGGGGAAUAAUGUGGAGGUUGAGGAUUGAAAAAUUUGAAGCCACUCGAGUUCUCAGACGGAAGUACCAGUCAGUUGAACAAAAUACGUCCCGAAAUUUGCAUUAUGCAUCCCAAGGCUCCCGCCUCGCCUUAGCAUUGCCGGGGCCCUCUUCUACCCUGGAAUCUUUUCGCGACACAAAGAAGUAA